This is a messenger RNA of Ahaetulla prasina, 5928 nucleotides long. RefSeq names its product dynein axonemal heavy chain 11-like. The transcript has 37 exons. Gene Ontology annotation, biological process: microtubule-based movement. Gene Ontology annotation, cellular component: dynein complex. The coding region runs from base 1 to 5928 and encodes 1975 amino acids. The record is from RefSeq and is a predicted model, not a curated record. Lineage: Eukaryota; Metazoa; Chordata; Lepidosauria; Squamata; Colubridae. Gene Ontology annotation, molecular function: dynein intermediate chain binding; minus-end-directed microtubule motor activity; dynein light intermediate chain binding.
AUGGAGAAAGAGACUUGGGAAGGAUCUGGUCUAAUGGAUCAAGUGCAGAAUUCCGAGACAAGGUCAGUACUUCAUGAAAUAGAAUCAAUGAUUAUCAAGUGGUCACGCCAAAUAAAAGACAUUUUGGAAAGGAAUACAGCUCAAGCGCCUUUUAACCAGGUUCACCCAGAUCCUCAGAGUGAACUUAAGUUCUGGAAAGAAAGAAAAGACAAUCUCUUAUGUAUAUAUGAUCAGCUUAGGAGCCCUAUUAUCCAAAAAUUGAUUGGAAUCUUAAAAAUCAAGAAGAGCAGUUAUUAUCCAACUUUUCAGGAUAUUUAUAAGGAUGUAGAAAAUGCACUUAUUGAAGCCCAAGAUAUUGAAUUAUAUCUUAAAACUUUAGAAAGACAUAUUCAGUUUUUUCAAGAGACCGAAUUUCCAAGGAUACAUAUUUUGAUUCCUCCUCUGUUUCACACCAUCUGCCUGAUCUGGAGUCAUUCCAAAUUUUAUAACAUGCCAGCACGAAUCAUAUCUCUACUGCAGGAAUUCUGCAAUCUGUUCAUUCAUCAGGCUACAUUGUAUCUUUCACCAGAAGAUAUUAUGAAAAGGGAAGCAGAGGAAACUUUGGAACAAGUACAAAGUGCUCUUAGUACUUUAAGAAGUUUUAAGGAUGCUUUUUUUAAUGAAAGAAAACAAGUGGCAACUUAUUUCACUAGCAGUCAAGAAGUUAGAUUUUGGGAUUUUCAACCACAGAUGGUAUUUUCCAGAUUUGAUAUGUUUUUAAAUCGCCUGGAGAAAAUAGAGAAUAUUUUUGUUACCAUGCUUGAGUUUGAAAAGUUGGAGAAACUAGAAUUUGGUGGAAUCAAAGGAAAAUGUUUAAAUGCUCAAAUAUGCAAAUUGAACGAAGAAUUUAUCGAGUCUUGUAACACUUUUAAAGAGAAAACAUAUGACCCCUUAGACUACAACAAUAUGCUUAUAACCAUUCUUGGAUCUUUUCUGGAGAAACCAAUGAUUACAGAAAUGUUUAGCACAAAUUAUAAGAUCUUGCUACAGAUGUUUGAUGAAGAAUUGAGAAACUGUAAAUACUUGUAUGAUGAACACAUUAAACAGGAGGAAGAGGGGAAUGAAAUCAUAAACAAAAACAUGUCAUCUAGUUCAGGAAACCUUAAAUGGUCUCGAGAAAUUAAAGCCCGCAUAUUGUCAUUUUGGUCAAGUUUCUCAUUUGUUCCCCAACAAAUCCUGGAAAAUUUUGAAGCUACUUUAAUUUAUCAGAAAUAUAUAGAAAUAUUGAGAUUACUUGACCAAUAUGAAGAUCAGAUCUAUUUUAAAUGGAAGUCCAAGGUGGAUGAUAUUUGCCUGUUUAAUUUAGAUCAACCUUUGAUUAAGCGAAAUGGUAAAGAUGGUCUCCUUAGUGUGAAUUUUGAUCCUAAGCUGGUAGCUGUUUUAAGAGAUGUGAAAUAUCUCCUGCUUAUGGAUCAGCCCAAUAUUCCAAGUUCAGCAUUAGAGUUAUACAAGAAAAAGGGAACAUUUGCUAAUUACACCGGAAAUCUUGAACUUGUAGUCCAAUGGUACAACAAAGUUAAACAGACUGUUUUGGAGGUAGAAUAUCCUCUGGUUGAAAAAGAGCUCAUAGCGGCUGAUAAUCAGCUAAAAGAAGCAGAAGAAAAGCUCACCUGGCAGAAUGAAAAUUGCUGGGAAUAUAUUGAGUGUAUAAAAGCCAAAGUUCAUGACUUGGAACAGAGACUACAAAAGUCAAAGGACAAUAUUAAGACUAUCCAACAAAUUACGAAGUCUUGGAUGGAGCAGCCUUUCUUUUCUAGAAAAGAUAAUAGAAAAGAAGCUUUGUUAAAUCUAGCAGACAAAGAAAACAAAGUUGCUAAAAAAUUCAUGUCAUUCCAAGAAGAUGGCUGCAAGAUGCAUAAACUUGUAGAGGAAAACCUAAAGCUCUUUAAAGCUGACCCAGAUUCAGAUUCUUGGAAGAUUUACCUGGAGUUUGUUGAUGAUAUCAUUGCUGAUGGUUUUUUUAAUGCCAUAAUGUAUAAUUUAAACUUCUUCUUGGAAAACACAGAGAACGCUUUAAAGCCAGCGCCAUUAUUUCAAGUUCAGAUGAUCUUAAGUGCUGUAGAAAUUGAAUUUAAACCUUCACUGGAUAAAGAAGCUGGUGAUGGCUUUUAUGAUUUAAUAGAUGAACUUUUAAGCAAUAUUUUCAAAAUCUCUGCUCAGGUGAAAAGAAUGGCAUUACAUCUUGAAAUACAGCAUUACCAGAAUGACAUGGAUGAUAUAACAGAGCUAUCCAGUACCAGGGAAAAAAUUAUGAACAGAGUGGCAGAUGUUAUUACUGAAGCCAUGAACUUCAAAAACUCUCUCGACUGUUACGCAUAUCUCUGGGUAGAUGACAAAUCAGAUUUUAUGAAACAAUUUCUUAUCUAUGGUCGUGUAUUGACUUCUGAAGAAACAGAGAUAAUUACAGAUGUUGGCACAUAUGAUCAACACCCAACUCCUGAGCAGUUUAAAGAACAGAUUGACAUAUAUGAGCAUCUUUACAUUCAGAUGAGCAAAUUUGAAGAUUUCAGAAUUUUUGAAGGCUGGCUUAAAGUGGACUUGAAACCUUUCAAACAUAGUUUGCUAAAUGUUAUUAAGAAAUGGAGCUGGAUGUUCAAAGAAUACCUUGUGAAAUUUGUCACUGAUAGCCUAGCUGACCUAGAAGAGUUCAUUAAAAUGACAAACCUUGGACUCCAAAAACAGUUGUCAGAAAUAGAUUAUAAUGGACUCAUAGACAUUAUGUUUCAUCUCUUGGCUGUCAGGGAUAGACAGUCAGCCACUGAUGACCUUUUUGAACCUCUAAAGGAUACCAUUGUACUCUUGGAAAACUAUGGACAGAAGAUGCCAGAUCAUAUUUACAUUCAAGUGGAGGAAUUGCCUGAAAAAUGGAAUGCCACCAAAAAACUUGCUGUGUCCGUAAAGCAUGAAGUGGCUCCUUUUUUGACUUCUGAGGUCACUAUUCUCAGAAAAAAAUGUGCUGCUUUUGAUGUAAAGCAGAUAGGAUUCAGAGAAAGAUUUAGAGCAGAUGCUCCCUUUCAUUUUGAUGCCCAAAACCCAUAUGCACUUCUUGAUAAGGCAAAUCAGGAAUUAGAAAGAAUGGAAGAAGAAAUGUUGCACCUACAAGAAUCUGCCAACCUUUUUGAAGUGACUAUUCCAGAGUAUAAACAAAUAAAAGAAUGUCGCAAAGAAAUAAAGUUGCUGAAGGGAGUGUGGGAUAUUAAUAUUUAUGUCACAAGCAGUAUUGACGAUUGGACCAAAAGGCAUUGGAGAGAGAUUAGUAUGGAACAGAUGGAGGUUGAACUCAGAAGGUUUGCAAAGGAGAUAUGGUCAUUGGAUAAAGAGGUUCGUUCCUGGAAUGUAUAUACAAUUCUAGAAUUAACUAUUAAAAACCUUUUGACAUCACUAAGAAUUGUAAUAGAGUUGCAGAAUCCAGCAAUUCGAGAUCGACAUUGGUAUCAGCUCAUGGAGACCAUAGGUAUUCAGUUUUCCAUAACUGAAGAUACAACUUUAGCUAAUCUACUGGCACUGAAUCUACAUAAUGUGGAAGAUGAUGUCCGAAACAUUGUUGACAAAGCAGUAAAAGAACUUGGAAUUGAGAAGAUUCUGAUAGAAAUUAGUCAAACAUGGGCUGCUAUGGAAUUUUCUUAUGAAGAACAUUUCAGGACCAAUAUUUCCUUGCUGAAAAUAGAUGAACAGCUUUUUGAAUCUUUAGACAAUAAUCAAGUUCAGUUGCAAACAGUUCUGCAAAGUAAAUAUGUUGAAUAUUUCAUUGAACAAGUAUUAACUUGGCAAAAAAAGCUGAAUGUGGCAGACUCUGUCAUUUAUAUAUGGAUGGAAGUUCAGCGUACAUGGUCUCAUCUUGAAAGUAUUUUCAUUGGUUCAAAUGACAUCAGAGAACAGCUUCCUGAAGAUUCAAAGAGAUUUGAUUGCAUUGAUACAGAUUUUAAGGGAUUAAUGAAUGAUUCAGCAAAUACCAGAAACGUAUUGGAAGCAGCAACCAAGCCUAAUUUGUAUGAAAAACUUCAAGAUUUGCAACAUAGACUCUUGCUGUGUGAAAAGGCUCUUGCUGAAUACUUAGAGACCAAACGUUUAGCUUUUCCCCGAUUCUAUUUUGUUUCAUCUGCUGAUCUGCUAGACAUUCUUUCAAAAGGAGCACAACCUAAACAGGUGACUUGCCAUCUUAUUAAACUUUUUGACAAUACUGCUGAUCUUAAAUUUCAAGACAAUGAAGAUGAGCACAGCAAUAUUGUACUAGGGAUGUACAGCAAAGAAAAGGAAUAUGUCCCAUUCAGUGAACAACUUGAAUGUAGUGGUCAGGUAGAAACCUGGUUAAAAUGCCUGGAAGACACCAUGCGUGAAUCAGUGCGUUACCACAUCACAGAAGCUAUCACUGUUUAUGAGGAAAAACCCAGAGAACAGUGGAUCAUUGAUUAUCCUGCACAAGUAGCACUUACUGGUUCUCAAAUCUGGUGGACUACAGAUGUGGGAAUAGCAUUCAGCAGGCUUGAAGAAGGAUUUGAAACUGCUUUGAAGGAUUAUCAUAAGAAACAGGUUGCUCAGCUAAAUGCUCUUAUUGCUCUACUGUUGGGUGACCUGACACCAAGUGAUAGACAGAAGAUCAUGACUAUUUGUACAGUAGAUGUACAUGCAAGGGAUGUGGUAGCAAAGCUUCUAUCUAAGAAGAUUACUAGUUCCCAAGCUUUCCCUUGGCUAUCGCAACUGCGCCAUAGAUGGGAUUGGACUCUGAAACACUGCUUUGCCAACAUUUGUGAUGCUCAGUUUCAGUAUUAUUAUGAAUAUUUGGGAAAUACUCCUCGGCUAGUUAUUACACCUUUGACUGACAGGUGUUACAUUACUCUUACUCAAUCUCUACACUUAACAAUGAGUGGGGCACCUGCAGGUCCUGCUGGCACAGGCAAAACGGAAACCACAAAGGAUCUUGGACAUGCACUUGGAAUGAUGGUCUAUGUUUUUAACUGUUCUGAGCAGAUGGAUUACAAGUCUAUAGGAAACAUCUAUAAAGGUUUGGUUCAAACAGGCGCUUGGGGGUGCUUUGAUGAAUUCAACCGAAUUUCAGUAGAAGUUCUUUCAGUGGUCGCAGUACAAGUAAAAACUAUCCAUGAUGCCAUCAGAAACAACAAAAAACAAUUCAUUUUCCUUGGAGAAAACAUCACAUUGAAAGCAUCAGUGGGAAUAUUUAUUACUAUGAAUCCAGGCUAUGCUGGCCGGACAGAAUUACCUGAAAAUCUUAAAACUCUAUUUAGACCCUGUGCAAUGGUGGUCCCUGACAUUGAACUAAUCUGUGAAAUAAUGCUGGUUGCUGAAGGGUUUAUUGAUGCACGAUUGUUAGCCAGAAAAUUUGUUACCCUGUAUACUCUUUGUAGAGAGCUUCUCUCUAAGCAGGAUCACUAUGAUUGGGGUCUUCGGGCUAUUAAAUCUGUCUUGGUAGUUGCUGGUUCUCUGAAGCGAGGAGAUAAGACUAGACCUGAAGACCAGAUACUUAUGCGAGCCUUGAGAGACUUCAAUUUGCCUAAGAUAGUGACAGAUGAUAUCCCCAUUUUCAUGGGCUUAAUUAGUGACCUCUUUCCAGCUUUGGAUGUUCCAAGGAAGAGGGGCUUGCAAUUUGAACAGAUGGUUAAACAAUCUACCCUGGAGCUUCACUUACAGCCUGAGGAGACCUUCAUUCUGAAAGUUGUUCAGCUUGAGGAAUUGCUGGCUGUGCGUCAUUCUGUCUUUGUAGUGGGAAAUGCAGGAACAGGAAAAAGCCAGAUUUUGAAAACCCUAAAUAAGACUUAUAUAAUCAUGAAGCAGAAGCCAGUUUGGAAUGAUUUGAACCCCAAGGCUAUGACUACUGAUGAGCUCUUUGGGUUCAUACAUCAUGCUACAAGAGAAUGGAAAGAUGGCAAGUGA